CCCGUCAGGUUUAUAAGUGCUCCCUAUAUGGUUGGAAGACAGACGAUCCGCAUGGAUAGUGGAAAUGGCCCAGUGACAGUUAUGGAUGAGAGUCCCACAUCUAGCCCCAGAUCCAGCCCCAGUCCUGACAUGCUGACCCCCGACAGUCGGCGUCCGGAGGCCCUGCAGCACUCCAGGGUGGUCCAGGCCGGCGGGCUCGGUGGCAGAGGGCGACCGGCAGCAGCCAACGCAGCACGGGAGAGGAGUCGAGUGCAGACCCUGAGAAGCGCAUUCCUGGAGCUACAGAGGACUCUUCCGUCGGUGCCACCGGACACAAAACUGUCCAAGCUCGACGUGUUGAUUUUGGCCACCACGUAUAUUGCCCAUCUGACUCGGACCUUGCAAGAGGAGGGGAUGGAGGAGGGAGAGAGCAAUAGACAAACAGAGGCCUUACACUCGCUGAAAGGUGAAGGUUACCUGCACCCUGUGAAAAAGUGGCCAAUGCGAUCCAGGUUAUACGUCGGCGCCAGCGGUCAGUUUCUGAACAAUUCAAAACAGACAGAAAAUCAAGGCGCAUCGUCGUCGACCUCGCAGACAUAAAUCUAUCCACUGCAUAAGGGACUUCUAAUUCAGACGACCAUUAAUUAGUAAGACUCUUUCAGCUAAAUCCACCAAUGAGGACUUAUGAAAUGGACAGCAGAUUCGUCGUCUGACAGUGCUUAUUAUUUUUAUUUAUCAAACAACUGAAGUCUCUGCUUUCGACUUCAGUUAUUUUCAUGUAAAGGAGACAGUCACGACUCUUUCAAUAGUAGGAACACAUUGUAAAUUAAUAUAUUAUGUGAUUAUGUAUAUAAAAUCUGA
Messenger RNA from Oncorhynchus nerka (sockeye salmon), 840 nucleotides. RefSeq names its product transcription factor 24-like. Bases 28 to 579 code for a protein of 183 amino acids. NCBI's taxonomy places the organism in Eukaryota, Metazoa, Chordata, Actinopteri, Salmoniformes, Salmonidae. Gene Ontology annotation, biological process: developmental process; regulation of transcription by RNA polymerase II. The transcript is spliced from 2 exons. Gene Ontology annotation, molecular function: protein dimerization activity; DNA-binding transcription factor activity, RNA polymerase II-specific; RNA polymerase II transcription regulatory region sequence-specific DNA binding. The record is from RefSeq and is a predicted model, not a curated record.